GCUACUGCAGCUUGCGGACUGGAAACCCCCUGAAAGAUCAGCGUUGAAAGAAACGAAAGUUGAGCCUAACUAUUGAUGCUGUUCAGAGUGGUGCGGAGGAAAAAAUAAACACAAAAGAACAGGAAAAGAAUAAGACAAAGUGAGCCUGCUUUUCAAGACACUGGUCCUGCUUCAACAGUGAUCCUGCGUCAAGUAAAGCUUAGCAGUGUUUAGCAGUCUUCAACUUGACCACAACGCUGAAGUGAGAGCAGAACAUGGACGUGGUUGUGCGCCAUAACCACAGAGGACACCAGGAGUUUGCUGUCCAGGCCGAGCACUUGAAACUGCCGUACCUAGGACUGAGACUGAAAGCUCAGGGCAUUCACAACGAGUACCUCUUCAAAGACAACAUCCCAAAAUACCCAAGGCCAGAGUUCUGGGUUUCCCAGCUCAGACACGACACGAAUGGUGGCGGGCUAUUUGGCAUAGCCGUCGAAAGCGAAGGGGGGUUCUGUGCUAGGGACCGAGAAGAGGGGCCAGAGGACCCAGAAGAGGGGCCAGAGGGUUUGGACCUGCUGUGGUGGAGCUUGUCUUUGGGAGCAGAGGAGAUGGCCUCGGCUGAACAACGUCUGCUCCAGACCAGGUACCCUGACAGGACAGAGGAGCAGGCCAGGGAGCAGAAAUCCUUCCUGCAGAGGUUCGCCACCUCACCUGCCUUCCUGGACACCUCUCGGCUGGGCUCCUACCGCUUCACCUACCCCCUGGAGGAGCUGCUUAAGAGAUACCGGGAACAGCUAUGCGUUGGACACGAGCCAAUCCUGCGUGUGUAUGAGACAGUCCUGUACAAACAGGAGGUGAUGUACUCAGUGCUAGUCCACAGUCACUACAACAACGACCUCUUUGAGAAGUACCCUCUCCUCCAGGACAAUGACGAUGGAGUCUGCGCUUACAGAGAUGGACAAAUCAUUUGGAGACCCGAGGCCAUGUGUGAGACACACAGCUUCAAACUGGUGCCAAAGCCCUACCAGAACCAGGAUGUAGCCCACCUGAUCCCUGAUCCACAGAAACACCAGUUCUACGUUUGGGACAACAUUGCUGUAGCGUUCCACAUGGACGGUUCACAGAUGUUGAACUUCGAUAUGUACAAUUUGAGAGGCCAUCUGAGAUUCUGUGAGCCAGGAACGCCACCAAUUUCCCCCAUCUGUGAGUUCACCACAUACGAGGAGGCCAAAGACAUGGUAGACUGCUAUUGGCCUUACUACCAUACCCCCCUGUUCUGAUAAACUUACUACUACACCCCCCUGUUCUGAUAAACUUACUACUACACCCCCCUGUUCUGAUAAACUUACUACUACACCCCCCUGUUCUGAUAAACUUACUACUACACCCCCCUGUUCUUAUUUCUCCUAUUUCUUGAUUUGUUGUUUGGAUUGUUUUCAUGAUUGUGUAUUUGGAUUGUAUUUGCGAGACGUUCUACUGCACUGUUGGAGCUAGUAACACAAUCUUUUCCAUGCACCUGCCAUAACACCUGCAAAUCUGUGUACGUGACCAAUAAACUUUGAUUUGAUGAUGAUUUUGAAGUUAGGUAAAGUUAAAAUUAUUAUUCUUUUAACAUGCUUCACUGGUUUAAACCCAGUAAGCUACAUGUGUUUUUGUUAGUCAGCAUUAGUACAUUCUUUGUCAGGUUUGAGAACAUAUUGCUUUUGUUAUUUUUGUGCCUUUGCUCUACAAGGAGCUAAAAGGACUCAAGUAUUUUUUGUUAAGUUAGAAUUUUUAAGAAAAUAAAUCUUCUACAUUGGGACUAAA
Messenger RNA from Oncorhynchus mykiss (rainbow trout), 1785 nucleotides. RefSeq lists its product as uncharacterized. The record is from RefSeq and is a predicted model, not a curated record. NCBI's taxonomy places the organism in Eukaryota, Metazoa, Chordata, Actinopteri, Salmoniformes, Salmonidae.